GAAUAUGGAUUACUAUGGCUUCCCCCCCCAUAACGUCCCUCCAACCCGCAACCCUCCCCUUUCCCACUCCCUCUCCCCUUCCAUUCACAUCAAGAUUCAUUUUCGAUUCUCUUUAUAUACAGAAGAUCAGUUUAGCAUACAUUAAGUAAAGAUUUCAACAGUUUGCUCCCACACAGAAACAUAGAGUGAAAAAUACUGUUUGAGUACUAGUUAUAGCAUUAAAUCUCAAUGUACAGCACACUAAGGACAAAGAUCCUACAUGAGGAGUAAGUGCACAGUGACUCCUGUUGUUGACUUAACAAAUUGACACUCUUGUUUAUGGCAUCAGUAAUCAACCUAGGCUCUUGUCAUGAGCUGCCAAGGCUAUGGAAGCCCCCUGAGUUCACUGACUCUGAUAAUUUUUAGACAAGGCGCUGCGGCUCACCAGGCUAAUCCUCCGCCUUGCGGCGCUGGUACACCGGGUUCUAGUCCUGGUCGGGGCACCAGAUUCUGUCCCGGUUGCCCCUCUUCCAGGCCAGCUCUCUGCUGUGGCCAGGGAGUGCAGUGGAGGAUAUGAUUUUCAUUGUAACAUUUAUUUUUAGCAAAAGUGAGUAAUGGCGAUGAGUGAAUAUUAUUUAUUCAAAUCACUAUGCUAUGAAGAGAGGAAUAAUGAUAACUGAAGAGGCAGUGAGCUUAUUGGGGAGUUUUUUUCUAACUGUCUCUCACUGAAAGAACUCGAACAUGCUUAAAAACUGAUGGGAUAACACCAAUAAAAAAGAGGAUGAAGACUCAAGAGAGCACGUGAUAGAUGGAAUGAGGACCAUAGGAAUCAGAAAAGGAUGCGCUAGAGAACACAGAUGGAAGUAUGGGAUUUAUUAAGAUGGAUCUGUGGUUUCAUGUCUGCCAUUAAUUUUUGACAAUUUUAAGCUAUUAGUAUAUCAAUAUUUCUUAUAUUCCUUUCACUCUGUAGUCUACUUUUGGUAUUCCUAUUAUGCAUGCCACUGCUUUUGUAUUUGUCCUACUGUUUUGGGGUAUUCUAUUCCAUUUUUUCCAUUAUUUUUUCCUUUUGAAUUUCAGUUUUAAAAGUUUCUAUUGACAUAUUCUCCAGAUUAUAUCAGGCAUAUCCAGCCUGUUAAUAACCUCAUUAAAGGCAAUAUUAAUUUCGGGUAGAGUUUUUUUUUUAUUUCUAGCAUAUCAUUUUGGUUCUUUUUUUAGGGUUUUCGUUUCUCUGCUAACAUUACUCAACAUUUAUACAUGUUGUCCAUUUUUGUCAUUAGAAGUUUCAAGAUAUCAUGAUUAUUUAAAAUUCCUGAUAUGAUAAUUCCAAAAUCUCUGCCAUACCUUAGUCUGGUUCUGAUGUUUGGUUUAUCUCUUCAAACUCCAUUUCUUCUUGUCUUUUGGCAUCUCUUGUAUCUUAGCCAACUUUUUACUAUUUUAACUAAAAUACCUGAGAGUAGAUUUUUGGGGAAGGAAAAACCUUACUUGACUUAAAUUUCGGAGUUUCACUGUUUGAGAUUAGGUGACCCUGUUAGUCUGGCAUCUGAUGGAGGCUGUCAAUAGCAGAAUGAGUGUGAAGGAACAAUGAUGUGGUCAACCUGGAGGCACAGAGAGACACUGGAACAGUUUAAAUAACCAAACCCUCUUGUGAGAACUACCUUCCGAAGGCAAGCCUUGAUUGACCUAAAGACUUCCAUCCUGAUCCAUCAACCAUUAGCAUUAAUCCAUCAACUAUUAGCAUAAGACUUUGAGGUUUUGGGGCCUGCACUGUGACCUAAUGGAUUAAGCCAAGGCAUCCCAUAUGGGUGCCAGUUAGAGUGCCGGCUGCUCCACUUUUGAUCUAGCUCCCUGCUAAUGGCCUGAGAAAGUAGCAGAAAAUGGCCAAGUGCUUGGGGGCCCUCAUCAUAUGAAAUGAAAUUCUUAAAAUUUAAAGAUUUAUUUGUUUAUUUGAAAGUCAGAGUUACACAGAGAUAAAAGGAGAGGCAGAGAGAGACAGAGAGGUCUUCCAUCCGCUGGUUCACUCCCCAAUUGGCUACAAUGGCCAGAACUGUGCCCUUCCAAAACCAGGAGCCAGGAGCUUCUUCCGGGUCUCCCACGUGGAUGCGGGGGACCAAGCACUUGGGCCAUCGUCAUCUUAUGCUGCUUUCCCAUGCCAUAGCAGAGAGCUGGAUCAGAAGCCGGGACUCCAAACAGUGCCCAUAUGGGAUGGAUUUACCCACUGCACCAUAGCGCUGGCCCCUCCAUGAAUCCUUUGAAGACACUGUGUGCAUGGAUUUCAAAAUUCUAGUGCAACAUAAACUUGUGUUUUAACUAAUUUCCACUAACUUUUUGAAAUCUCCUUAUAUUAUUGUCCCUUUUCAUUAAAAAGUAUAUCAGACUGGCCAGCGCUGCGGCUCACUGGGCUAAUCCUCCGCCUGCGGCGCCCACACACCGGGUUCUAGUCCCGGUUGGGGUGCCAGAUUCUGUCCCGGUUGCUCCUCUUCCAGUCCAGCUCUCUGCUGUGGCCCUGGAGUGCAAUGGAGGAUGGCCCAGGUCCUUGCGCCCUGCACCCGUAUGGAAGACCAGGAGGAGGCACCUGGCUCCUGGCUUCGGAUCGGCGCAGUGUGCCAGCCGCAACAUGCCAGCUAUAGUGGCCACUUGGGGGGUGAACCAACGGAAAAAGGAAGACCUUUCUCUCUGUCUCUCUCUCUCUCACUGUCUAACUCUGCCUGUCAAAAAAUAAAUAAAUAAAAAAUUAAAGAAAAUGUAUAUCAGACUACAUCACUUGGCUGCAAGUAACACCCAACUAUAUGUAAUUUAAAUAAUAGAAGUUUAUCAGUAAAUCACACAGAACAAGAAGUCUGAGGUUUAGCAAGUCCAGUCUGGAUUCUUUCUUUCCCUAAAGCCUUUAAGAAUCUAUUUUCCCCUCAUCUUCCACUAUGCAACCUUCAAUGUGUCAGGAUGUCUCUACCCAUGGUUGUAACACAACAGCAAUCAUUCAAAGCAGCACGUUCUGAUACAGCUGCAUGCAAAACAGGAAGAAAGGAUGCUGCAAAGGAAGGCAAUCCUUUACUUUUUCUCUGGGAAGAAAACUUUCUGAGAAACCCAGCAGACUUUGUCUUGCUGAUUAGGAUCCUGCCUCCCGGGCCCCUCCUAGCUUAUGUAGUGAAAGCUGAGAGAGCAAUAACUGGCAUGUCGGAUAACUGCCGGACAGAAGAAAGGUGUUUGUUGGGCUGAUGAGGGGAUGAUUUGCUGUUAGAUACUCAACCACCAUUGUGAGUUUCACAUUGGGAAUUAAUAGCGAACUUUGAUUUAUAGCUAACUUUAAUAGAAAAGAAAAGGUGAAGAAGAGAGAUAUUAACUAUACCUAUAGUAAAUCAGGUAUACGAACUGAGGAUUUUCUCCUCUCACAACUUGUCUGUUUGAUAGUUCUAGUGCUACAAGGUCUGAAGUCUCAUCAUAUGGCAGUAAUUUCCAAGUGGUUAAAGUGAAUUUGCCUCAUAUUGUUGGAAGUUUCAGAAAAUAUAUGUUGAUUUAAUAGAAGCAAGGAUAUUUCUGACACAGCUCUAAGAUGGCUGCUUUCAGAGGUUCUAAAUUAUCUGACACCGGAAUAUGUAAACAGCACUUUAGGGACAACAGUAAUCUAUACAUCCUGAACCCAGAAAAACUUAGAUUCAUCUCAAAAGCCAAAUUUUGUAAAUGGAAUUUUUGUAGAGAUUAGGCAGAGAGUUAGAUUCUAUCUGUUCUUUGUAACCCUUUGUAUCUUAUUUCUUAGCAAAUAUUCAAAUAAGACCUUGGCUGUCACUAUAAUAAGAACAAAUAAAACCAUUUGUUUCAAAAAUGGGCAUGUGAAUUCUCAUAACAUUAUGUGAAUACAAUUAAGUACAAAUUUUACUGCCUUGUUAUUAUAAAACAAGGAUCUCAUAUUUAAAAGAUUAAGUAGAAUUGUUCAUAAUAAAUAGAUCUUACUGGGUCAGUGUGAGCCAGAUAGAUUAAAAAUUAUCUGUAUUAACAGGUGAUAUGUAGUUCAGUCUGGAAGUUUCAUGAAACUGCCACUUUAUUGGUGACUAGAAAGGAGGAGUGGAGAAUAAAGUACAAUAACGGAUAAAUUCCAAGCAGGAAAUAACACAUAAAAUAUAUUUGCCAGCAAGUGGGGGCAAUAGUGGAUUUUGAGAUACACAGAGAGUACAGAUUUAAUGGUAACUUGUCAUUAGACCUAGAUGGAAACUUUGUGACAGAUAUGAUCAUUGUAAUAUGCAUGUGAGUGGGGAGAGUGAGAGAGAAAAAUAGGGAGAGGAAGGGAGUGUGGUGGGGAGAGUGAGAAAGCAAGAAAGAGAGAGAAUCCUAAUAAAAACCUCGUGUACCAAGUGAAUUACAUCUUUGUUGCUCUGCCUGACACAUUUGGUCUUCUCUUCAUUUUCUCUUUCUGGUAACUCUUCUACUUCUGUUUCUCAUUUUAUCCUCCUACACUUCAAUUUUUUUCUUGUCUUUUCUUCAUCUCAUUCCUUGCCAAUGAUACCCAAGGUAUCCUGAUAUUAUUGCUUAGUGUUCCUAGUGGCUGUAAGAACAGAAAUGUCUGAUUUUGAAAAUUUGAAAAGUGCAUUCAUAGUAAUAUGUUUUUCUCCAGAAACUUUUUAUUUGAGGACUACAAACUUCAUUCAUUCAUAAAUACAACUUAAGGAACAUAGUGAGUCUUCCCACUGUACCUACCCUCCCUCCCGCACUCCCACCCUUCUUCCUCCUCCCUUUCCCAUUCUCAUUCUUAUUUUUUACUAAGAUCUAUUUUAAAUUAACUUUAUAUACAUAAAACUAACUCUAACAAGUAAAGAGUUCAAUAAAUAGGAUGGAAAAAAGAACUGUUCCCCAACAGUUAAGACAAGGGUUGUUCAAAGUCAUUGCAUCUCAAAGUAUCAAUUUCACUUCUAUAAGCAAUGGCUUUUUGUUGUCAAAUAAUAAAAAGUUAUGAAACUUAGUACAAAGAUUAACAAAUAGUUCUUGGAAGUAACCCAUAGCUGUGACUAAACUCAAGCCAUAUUUAGCUCAUAGAUAAGUCAUGUAUGUUCUCUAUAUAGUUAGUAUAGAUAAGGGGAAUGAACAUGUGUACAACUGAACAGUUAAUUAGUAAUUUAGAGGCUGGAGGAAAAAGUCCAAAAUCCAUGCUCACUUAUUUCCUAUAUAAGCUACCCACCAUCUCGGCUGACUGUCUGUCAAUUACAGUAGUCUUUUAGUGAAGUUAUCAGAACGGCUUAGAUUUCUUUCUUCAUCUCAUGAUGGUGGAUUGCAUGAUUAAACUGACUCGGAUUCUGUUCAUCUCCUGCUGUUUUCUGACUGUACAUUGUGCACAACCCAACUGUACAUCUGUGACUGACUUUGAUGAUUGUCCAGGGAUUAUAACAGAUUUCUGUCCAGAGAAUAUUGCUUGUGCAUGCAAAGAUGGAAAGCCUUAUUGCAAAUGUCCAAAUUUCAGAGGUCAGUUGGGAAACUAUUGGUAUAUGGGGGCCAAAUGUGAUCAACUCUGGAAUACUCUGGAUCUGAUUUUAGUGGCAGUAUUGCCUGGAAUAGGGCUGGCUUUAAUAGUUGGUGUAACAAUUCAGACUGUCUACUACUGUAAAAAGAAGUCAAAGAAGAAUAUAGAUGAUCAUCGUGCUAGAGAACAGCCGAGUUCCUUCAGACUUCGACCUCAGCAUAAUUCUGCAUAUGCUUUUGAUACUGAACUGAGUCCUCCUCAACUUGAUCGAGCCCAGAAUCCUUGGAGCUCAUCCCUUCAAAUGGUCUCUCCUGGAAGUCCUGUAUCUCCAUCAUCACAGUUUUCUGGAAGAAAUUACAACUUUAUUACUCAUGAACCCAAAGAAAACAAUUUUUACAUCUAUCCACCUCGUAACUGGGACAGCUCUCAAGGAACAGCCAGACCUGAAGCAAAUUAUGGGAACAAGAAUUCUUCAACCACGCACAUGAAGCCAUUCUAUAGUUUUUCUACACCAGGAGUUUUUCCAAAGUCAAGCUUUAAUCAAGGAGAGAGACAAUACUUUGGAUACCCAAGUUCUGAAGAGCCAGAAAUUCCUUAUAGGCUGGGACGUGUACAGAUGAAAUCCAACUAUUAAAUUCUCUGAAGAAAAAAAAAAUCUGCAUAUGCAUACACUUGGUAAUCUGAUCAUUUUAAAAACAUACUAGGAAUAUUUUGAGAAAACACUAUGAGUAUGAUUUAUCAAUGCUCUCAAUACUUUCUUUCUGCAUUUAUGUCAUCUAUUUUUAUCUCUUUAUUCAUUGAACUUGCCCACACCGUGAUCACAGAGCAAAACUUUCAUUUUCAACAUCCAAUUUCAUUAUCUCAGCAGGGAUGGCAGAUACUUAUUAUUUCCAAAAAUUCAGCAUAAUACUUGCUUCCUGAUUUGUGACAUGUAUCUUUAUAAAGUAUUCAGUUAAAUGCAAAGAAAAUUGGUUGCAAAUUUCUUACAGAGAAUAUUGAGUACUUUCUAGUUACUGGAUAAAACUAAGAAAGUACAUCAAAGCAUGAAAUGAAAUAAAAAUAAAAAUGAAU
Messenger RNA from Oryctolagus cuniculus (rabbit), 6493 nucleotides. RefSeq lists its product as uncharacterized. The record is from RefSeq and is a predicted model, not a curated record. Lineage: Eukaryota; Metazoa; Chordata; Mammalia; Lagomorpha; Leporidae.